AUGCACGCACUCCGCCACAGGCUGGUUCCCACUGCCAUGAUCUCUGCCGCUUGUAAUCUGUCAUCACUGGCUCUCGUACCUGUUAGAAACCCUAGAUUAUCAAUAUCUCACAAUCCAUUACUUCCCAAUGCAACUAACUUCACGAACAAGCUUUCUCUCUCCCCCCGCUUCCCUAAUGCUUCCGUUCGGUGCUUCGCCGCCGCCGCCGCCGCCGCCGGAAAAGUUCGCGUUCAGAACCCUAUCGUCGAAAUGGAUGGUGAUGAGAUGACGCGAGUUAUAUGGAGUAUGAUUAAAGACAAGUUGAUAUUUCCGUAUCUGGAACUGGAUAUAAAGUAUUUUGAUCUGGGAAUACUAAAUCGCGAUGCAACUGAUGAUAAAGUAACUGUAGAAAGCGCGGAAGCCGCCCUUGAGUACAAUGUUGCCAUAAAAUGUGCUACAAUUACCCCAGGUUACUUUCAUUCCAGUAUUUUGCUACAUUUGAUAAUUCUUAUGAUAAUUAUGAAAACAAUAUGUAAUUUUAUUGUUGUUUCAGAUGAGGCUCGGGUGAAGGAAUUUGGACUAAAAGCUAUGUGGAGAAGUCCCAACGGCACAAUAAGAAACAUUUUAAAUGGAACUGUCUUCCGCGAGCCUAUCCUAUGCCAAAAUAUUCCCAGAAUUGUUCCUGGCUGGAAAAAACCGAUUUGUAUUGGCAGACAUGCAUUUGGUGACCAAUAUCGUGCCACUGACACAAUAAUACAAGGACCUGGAAAGCUUAAAAUGAUUUUUGCUCCAGAAAAUGGGGGUGAACCCUUAGAACUGGAUGUAUAUGAUUUUAAAGGUCCCGGUGUGGCCCUUGCUAUGUAUAAUGUUGAUCAGUCUAUUCGAGCAUUUGCGGAAUCAUCAAUGGCAAUGGCGUUUGGGAAGAAGUGGCCUCUCUAUUUGAGUACAAAAAAUACCAUUCUUAAGAAAUACGAUGGCAGGUUUAAGGACAUAUUUCAGGAGGUGUAUGAAGAAAAAUGGAAGGACAAAUUUGAAGAACAUUCUAUAUGGUAUGAGCAUCGUUUGAUUGAUGACAUGGUUGCCUAUGCUGUGAAAAGUGAAGGUGGAUAUGUCUGGGCAUGUAAAAACUACGAUGGAGAUGUCCAAAGUGAUUUACUUGCUCAAGGAUUUGGUUCUCUUGGGCUCAUGACUUCCGUUUUGUUGUCUGGUGAUGGUAAAACAUUAGAAGCUGAGGCAGCUCAUGGUACUGUGACCCGUCAUUUUAGGCUGCAUCAAAAAGGACAAGAAACCAGCACCAAUAGUAUUGCUUCCAUCUUUGCUUGGACACGCGGAUUAGAACAUAGAGCAAAGCUUGACGGAAACGAGAAGCUGUUAGAUUUCACUCACAAGCUGGAAGAAGCAUGCAUCGAGACAGUAGAAUCUGGAAAAAUGACGAAGGAUCUUGCUAUUUUAAAUCACGGACCAAAGGUGUCGAGAGAGUUCUAUUUGAACACUGCAGAAUUCAUUGAUGCUGUGGCGUUUAAUCUCGAGUCAAAGCUUCGUUCUCCAGCUUUUGUUUGA
Striga hermonthica is the source of this 1539-nucleotide messenger RNA. The record is from the annotation of a GenBank genome assembly. Lineage: Eukaryota; Viridiplantae; Streptophyta; Magnoliopsida; Lamiales; Orobanchaceae.